AUGGGAUGCAAGUCGUCCGUGCAAGUUGUCUCGUUUGACGAGCUGGACGAGGCCCUUAAGGGCAUGAGUGCGAGGAGUGAUUGCCCGGUUCAGAAGUGGGCGGCAAGCCGUGAAGUCAGCAAGACUCCCACCAAAAAGCGGCCCUCAUCACCACAGGUGGCCACGCCACAGCUGGACUCCAUCCUGCCUGACUUGGAGGUGUGUGAAGAGUGCGGAGUGGUGGAGGUCAAGGUCCCGGAGCACCUCCGAGACAUCCUCAAGGAGCGGGUCCAGGCAGAGUUCGUAGAGCCAUCAGCAGUCGAGAGCUCAUGGAACUUCCAGCAGGCAGAGGAUCGGCCUGCGGGUCUCUUGGGUCCACCGGAUCGUGAGAUGCACCUGGAGCAUUUGGAGAAGCUUCACAGAUUCUUCAGAACGAGCUGCAAGGUGCCAGGCUGGCUCCGGAUAGAGGUCGAUGGCAAAAGGAGGCGGGACGGCAUGGAGCCGCUGCAAACGAAGAGAUGCGCCAAUAGCCGUGCUCGGAACAUGCACUGA
This is a messenger RNA of Symbiodinium sp. CCMP2592, 531 nucleotides long. Lineage: Eukaryota; Dinophyceae; Suessiales; Symbiodiniaceae. The record is from the annotation of a GenBank genome assembly.